Oikopleura dioica is the source of this 384-nucleotide messenger RNA. NCBI's taxonomy places the organism in Eukaryota, Metazoa, Chordata, Appendicularia, Copelata, Oikopleuridae. The record is from the annotation of a GenBank genome assembly.
AUGAGAUCUCACACGGGCGAGCGGCCGUUCAGCUGCGACAUCUGCGGCAAAGCGUUUGCAAACAGCUCCCAUCUCAAGCGGCACAAGUUUUCGCACACGGGCGGAAAGCCCAACGAGUGUCCGCACUGCAAGGCGCGAUUUACGCAGCACGGCAGUCUCAAAAUGCACGUCAUGCAGCAGCACACGAAGACCGCACCAAAGUUCGAAUGUGAAAUUUGCCACACGAUGUUGGGCCGAAAGUCCGACUUGAAUGUUCACAUGCGCAAGCAACAUUCUUAUCAAGAGGUUCCCAUGCAAUGUCGCUACUGCGAAGAGGUCUUCCACGACAGAUGGUCGCUCAACCAGCAUCAGAAGACGCACCGCUUUAAUAAAAAUAAAUUAUAA